AGCAUACUUUCUGGUUGUCGCUCCAUCGCUGUAAAUACACUUUUGACUUGUAUUGGAUUCAAACAGCGUCAAUUUGCAGCAAUUUAUACAUUAUGGCUGACGAAUACGAUAUAUACGGCGAUGAGAACUUUGGUGAUCUUCAGAACGAGGAUCUGUUUGAGGAUGUAGUCACAGAUAGUCCCGCACGCUCAUCAAAACGGGCUAAGACUGAAUCAAGUGGAACCGGACAAGGAGACGACGAUCUGUUUGAUGAUUUUGGCGAAUAUGAUAAAGAAUUCAAAGAUGUAAAUAAUCAGAACAUGACACAACAGGCAGACUCUUCUCAAGGAGAUAAUGCAUCAAAACAAUCCCCACCAAACGCCAGAAAAUUAAACGCGGCACCACCACAGUCGCAACAACAACAUCAACAACAACAAUACCAAUAUAGACCCACUUCACAACACCAGGUGAAGGAUACGUCUGAGAACACUGCUCCAGCGUCUAAGCGAGAGCAGUCUACUAGUAUGAGUCAAUUACGAGGACGAGAGACGCAUCCCACGAGCGCAUUGUAUGUAGGAGAACUAGAUUGGUGGGUAACUGAUGACGAUUUGAAAGAGCCGAUAAUGAAUGUUGGCAUCGGCGCGGAACUCAAGGACAUUACCUUUUACGAGCACAAAGUGAAUGGAAAAUCAAGAGGUAUUGCAUUUCUAGAUUUUACUACUGAAGAAGCUUGCUCGCGGGCCAAGGCUGCCUUAGAGCAGACCGAUUACUACGGCAAGCUUCCAGUCGUUUCCUAUACAUCCGCACAGAACCCUUUCAAGCAUAUUCCAAAAGAACCUGUUCCAAAAUCACAGCGCAUGCAACAACAACAAAUGAUGGGACGACCGGGCAUGAACACUAAUCCUCAACAAAUGAUGCAAGGUGGAGGCUUCAACCCCAUGAUGGCAGCAGGCGGUUUCAUGAACCCGUAUGGAGGCUUCCCUAAUCCUAUGAUGGCGGCGAAUUUUAUGGGAAACACGGGUGGUGGCGGUAGGGGUAACAUGCGAGGAGGAAGCCAAGGCAACUAUAUGAAUCGCGGCGGCCGCGGUGGUGGCAUGAUGGGAUACGGCGAUGGAACAGGAUUCAACAACGCUGCAGGAUAUCCAGGCAUGCACAUCAACCCAGCAUUCUUUGAUCAACAGGGAUAUGGACAGGGAGGGUAAGUGACGCAGUAGCCAUGAUUGGUA
Messenger RNA from Umbelopsis ramanniana AG, 1205 nucleotides. RefSeq lists its product as uncharacterized. Gene Ontology annotation, molecular function: mRNA binding. The record is from RefSeq and is a predicted model, not a curated record. Gene Ontology annotation, cellular component: mRNA cleavage and polyadenylation specificity factor complex. NCBI's taxonomy places the organism in Eukaryota, Fungi, Mucoromycota, Umbelopsidomycetes, Umbelopsidales, Umbelopsidaceae. Gene Ontology annotation, biological process: mRNA alternative polyadenylation. The transcript has 9 exons. The coding region runs from base 93 to 1181 and encodes 362 amino acids.